This is a messenger RNA of Baudoinia panamericana UAMH 10762, 1852 nucleotides long. RefSeq lists its product as uncharacterized. The record is from RefSeq and is a predicted model, not a curated record. The coding region runs from base 62 to 1441 and encodes 459 amino acids. The transcript is spliced from 6 exons. Gene Ontology annotation, biological process: translation; translational elongation. Gene Ontology annotation, molecular function: GTP binding; translation elongation factor activity; GTPase activity. NCBI's taxonomy places the organism in Eukaryota, Fungi, Ascomycota, Dothideomycetes, Mycosphaerellales, Teratosphaeriaceae.
AUUUCCAGUACUUCCGACAACUUCCAGCCACUUCAAAUAACUCACCUCCACAACCGUCAACAUGGGUAAGGAGAAGACUCAUAUCAACGUCGUCGUUAUCGGCCACGUCGACUCUGGCAAGUCGACCACCACCGGCCACUUGAUCUACAAGUGCGGUGGUAUCGACAAGCGUACUAUCGAGAAGUUCGAGAAGGAAGCCGCCGAAUUGGGCAAGGGCUCCUUCAAGUACGCAUGGGUGCUCGACAAGCUCAAGGCCGAGCGCGAGCGUGGUAUCACGAUCGACAUUGCCCUCUGGAAGUUCGAAACCCCCAAGUACUAUGUCACCGUCAUUGACGCUCCGGGUCACCGUGACUUCAUCAAGAACAUGAUCACGGGUACUUCCCAGGCCGACUGCGCCAUUCUCAUUAUUGCCGCCGGCACUGGUGAGUUCGAGGCCGGUAUCUCCAAGGAUGGCCAGACUCGUGAGCACGCCCUGCUCGCUUACACCCUCGGUGUCAAGCAGCUCAUUGUCGCCAUCAACAAGAUGGACACCACCAAGUGGUCCGAGGAUCGCUUCAACGAGAUCAUCAAGGAGACGUCCAACUUCAUUAAGAAGGUCGGUUACAACCCUAAGACUGUCCCCUUCGUCCCGAUCUCUGGCUUUAACGGCGACAACAUGAUCGACGUCUCCACCAACUGCCCGUGGUACAAGGGCUGGGAGAAGGAGACCAAGACCAAGUCCACCGGCAAGACCCUCCUCGAGGCCAUCGAUGCCAUCGACCCGCCGUCGCGUCCUACUGACAAGCCCCUCCGUCUCCCUCUUCAGGAUGUCUACAAGAUCGGCGGUAUUGGCACAGUUCCCGUCGGCCGUGUCGAGACCGGUGUCAUCAAGGCCGGUAUGGUCGUCACCUUCGCCCCGGCUGGUGUGACCACCGAAGUCAAGUCCGUCGAGAUGCACCACGAGCAGCUGACUGAGGGUCUCCCGGGUGACAAUGUCGGCUUCAACGUCAAGAACGUCUCCGUCAAGGAGAUCCGUCGUGGCAACGUUGCUGGUGACACCAAGAACGACCCGCCCAAGGGCUGCGACUCCUUCAACGCCCAGGUCAUCGUCCUCAACCACCCCGGUCAGGUCGGUGCCGGCUACGCACCUGUCCUCGACUGCCACACUGCCCACAUUGCCUGCAAGUUUGCCGAGCUCCUCGAGAAGAUCGACCGUCGUACCGGCAAGUCCAUUGAGAAUGCCCCGAAGUUCAUCAAGUCCGGUGACGCUGCCAUCGUCAAGAUGGUGCCAUCGAAGCCGAUGUGUGUUGAGGCCUUCACCGAGUACCCGCCCCUUGGCCGCUUCGCCGUUCGUGACAUGAGGCAGACCGUUGCUGUGGGCGUGAUUAAGUCUGUGGCCAAAUCCGACAAGUCCGGCGCUGGCAAAGUAACCAAAGCCGCCGUCAAGGCAUCCAAGAAGUAGAAGGUGUCUGCCAGGCAGUUUCCGCUUUGGUACCCACCAAAAGCGAUAUGUUUGUUCUGCGGGCGACGUUUGCUUGAGCCCACUAUGCGUUUCUCGACGGCAUAGGAGGCGCCUGCUAUCUUUGCCCGCUUACAACAUACCCCCUUUCGCGACACGAUUGUUCACCCUUCUACAUGCAUGCGUUGCGACGGUCGUCUGCGGCUGCGCAUGCUUCUUCCGGCACAGCAGCGACCGCAAAUCUUUUCCUUUGUACUGCGACACGAGAUCACGAGCGAUAAUGAUGGCUGGUUUAGCGAGGAGGGAUGGUCAUGAAACGAUGGCGAUGUCCUCGCGGACUGUAGCGCCUGCCUUUAGCUUUAGAUGCAGUAGCUCUCGGCAAUGACAAAGAGAUAGAGAGCAUAUCCAGUCCCU